UAAGCAAUGUUGCCAGUACGUGUUGACCGCGCAUUACAUCACCCAUCAAGUCCCAUGUCAUGGCAGACAUUUGACGGCGUUUGCUAAAAUUUUCGACUUUUCGUGACAUGUACGUCAUUACGACAUUUGAUUGAUAAAUUUCUAAAGGACCCAUCAAAAUUAGUUUGUUUGAAAGUUGGUUUACGCGCUAAAUGUGUUUAUAAUAUAAAUCGGACUUCAAUUACGAUGUGAAUUGUUCGUGUACAAUUUUGGUGACGCGCCAUUGAUACCUAAUCAUGACCGCACAAAAGUGCGUUGUCGAAGGCUGCAAUCUGGAAUAUGAUGUGGUCUGCAGCUUCUCAUUUUACAAUGCCAAUGUGACAUCGGACAAUGAACUCCAACGGCAGGAAUGGAUUGAUGGUGCUAUGCAUGAGCAAAGUGAAUGCCUCUGGAGGCAUGUCAGCUUACAGCUGUGUGGAUACCAUUUUGAGCUGGACAACCAGGGACUAUGGAUUGACUCCCCGAUGCUACCCGAACUCUUGACCGUGCAAGAAAAACCACCAGCAUUGACACCAUCAGCUGAAGACACUAGAAGGUCGGCGUACCGAUCCGGAACUGGAUUUCAAUCGUUAUUCGAGAAAUUCGCCAUGAAAUUGCCGAAAGUCGCUGAGAUCGUUCGAAUGGAUCACAAUUACAGCGUCGAGCCCCAGAACAAGGAGAACCCUGAUAACAUAUCUCGACUUAACGUCAGACAACUCGUCGACACGUUAGGAUAUCUGUCCCUGAAGAAUCUCCAAAGGAAACAGCUUUGGGUCGUGAAGGUGGAAACUGACAAGGCUGAGGCGUCGAUAACCCAGUCGGAACAAGUCAUCACCAAAAUGCAAGACUCCAAGCAGACCAUAGAGAUAAUACCACAAACAUCGACUUCAGCCGAUCAGCCGGCCAGCGAAGUGCUACAGAUAAUGGACGAAAACGCCAUACCGGAGAACUUUAUAUACGAAAUAGCCGAAGAACAAGAGAUAUCAAUGGAGGAAGUCAAAGAGAUACCUUCUUCGGGGAACCAGGAGUGGAUCGUGAAUAUAAUACCGGAGGAAACGAAGAAUAAAUACGCUUACAUCAAACACUGCAGUACGGGGAAAAAGAAGAGACAUUUCACAGCCGAUGUGAACGAGAUAACAUUACAAGGUGACUUUGAGAAUUACUACAUACUGCCAGACGUCGAUCCGUCUGUCGGCGUCGAGAUAACCACGAGCUACGAGCCGGAGAACUACAUAGUCGAGGAGUACCAGCAUCUGGUGCUUGAGGAUCGUCCCAAGAAACGCGUCAAAGAGGAGGGCAGCGGGAAAAAGAAACGCAAGAGACUGUCUUCGGGGCGGGACGACAUCAAAACCGAACCAGACGAUUGGGUCAUCGAGAAUGCAAUCUCCUAUGACAACGAUGAGUUUGAUGACAAGAAAGCAGCGUCCAGGGUGCGGAGAAAAAAUAAAAAGUACCUAGGCUUCGAUUUUGUUACGUAAUCGAUGUUUCUAAGUGGUGGUCCUUGUGGUUUUUUUGGGUAUUUUUCACGGAUCUGAUGAGUCUAUGGUGUAUCGCAGUAAACAAACAGAGUUAAAAGAAAAGAAACUCCAGCCGUUAUGUUUGUGUGUGCACAGCAGAACUGUACUAACAAAGAACGCUAAAGAUUCAUCAAAGUUAAAUGUAUAGUUUUUAAAAAGACCCAAAAUAUUACAAAAGACCAUUAUAAAUAAUGCAUCAUCAUCAUUAUAUUAAAUGCGACUUUGUAUAAUGCUGUUAUAAACGGUGGGCAUUGUGAGCCCAUCUGGGAAAGUACCGACGCUCUGCAAGUUGUAACGAUGCUAUCAUGUGUAUGAUUCGCGAAAUUAAUCAAAUCAUUGAGUUAUUUGUGCUCAUAAGAGUGGAAUUUCGAAAAAAAAAAAAACAAUUGGAAUUAUAUGAAUUUUCACAAAGUUGAAUACUGGCUUCGAAUUCAAAUAAAAUUAUUGAAUUUUUAACUUGAUAUGUAUGUACAAUGAUUGUUUAUUGUGACCAUUAACGUAAUGUAAUGUUGAAUACUUAUAAAGUUUUUAACAUACAUAAAAAGUAGACAAUGACAUGUCAAUAGGGAAGUACCUCGAUGUUCCAACUCGGAUUAUCUCAUCUUGAAAUUACUUUUGUACUAUUAAAACGAGCUGUGUUCACAGUUGGCAAAUUAUUUUAUUAAUAAUAUAGCCAAAAACGAUAUAUUUAUGUUCGAGAAGCAAUUUAUAAGUCUUCGAAGAGUCUCUCACUUAACUGGAAUACGAAUGGUAUGUGAUGUUUAUGAAUUUACUUCAUAGUUACUAUUGUGUGGACGAUCGUAGGCAAUGCAAUAUGUUUUACUAAUAAGAUUUACUGCUAGACAAAGGUACUAUUAGCACGCGGCCCAAACCGAAUUGAUGCCAUCUUGUUGAUCGUUUUUUUUUAAAUAUACAUAGUAUUAUUUUUUCUGGACUCUUCAGUUCUGGUUUUUGCAUAAAUCGAUUUUAUUAGGAUAUGUUUGUAGUUUCGCCUUUCCCAAUCGAAUCCAAGACAAAAAAAAAAAUUGUUUUAGUAGCGUUGAUAGUAAAUUUUGUCGUAAAACAUUUGGAAUCAUUGACAUGCGACAUUAAGCCUCUGAUUUCGAGCUGCUGAAGCGAAUCACAGAAAAAAAUCCAGAAAUCAUACGCAAAUUAAAUCUAAAUCUUAAAUUAUUAAAAUUUAAAAUGAUUAGGGAAAAAAAAAGUCUUAAUUAUAAAUAUAAAAUAAAAUUGGCGCAUGUGCCUUUUGUAAUAUAAAAAAAGAAAAACGUAAAUAUUCUGAAAUAGUCGAUGUCUUGUGUUUUUAAUUUGUCCGACAUUCGCGCCCCCCAACACUUUACGCUGCACUCUUAAAUAUUUAAAAAGAAAUCCUGAAUGUUCAAGAUAUUAUUUAAAAACUGCGCGUUCCAUUUUACUGUGUAACACUGAUAGAGACGCGACUGAAUUAAUUAAAUAGUGACAGAUGUCAAAUUUGACAGCUGUCAAUAAAAUCGAAUGUCGAAGUGAGCUGCGAAGUGUAGUCUUGGGACUGUAGUGUAUGUAGGUAAUGUAUCUAAAAUUGUUUACGUCACUGACCUGUCACUAUUUAAUAAAAUCGGGGCCAUUCAUUCAAGGAAGGUUUGUUAUUUUGUGAAAUGCAUUAUGUAUGUUCUCUAUAUAUAAAUAUAAUAUUAUUUUUUUGUCAAAUUGGUAUAUUAAUAGUUAAUAAAACAUUGUUUUUUUUUUCUUUGUAUCAGA
Messenger RNA from Bombyx mori (domestic silkworm), 3272 nucleotides. RefSeq lists its product as uncharacterized. The transcript is spliced from 7 exons. Bases 276 to 1496 code for a protein of 406 amino acids. The record is from RefSeq and is a predicted model, not a curated record. Lineage: Eukaryota; Metazoa; Arthropoda; Insecta; Lepidoptera; Bombycidae.